ACAGCACUUCAAUUUUUGAAUUCCACCAAGCAGCACACACAAAAGCGGCAGAAAGCGAAACCAAAGCUCGUUGCAGCAAUUAAAUAAAAUCAAUCAAAAUGAAAUUGUUCAUCGCACUCGCUCUUGUUGCGAGCCUCGGCUCUCUUGCCAUGGCAAACGAAGAGUUCUGCCAGAAUAACGUUGUUACCGCCUGCUCUUCGUCGACCUUCUCUGCCAACUCCAUUUGUAAUGCCCGUUUUGCCGGCAUUGACCAUGUGGAGCCCGAGAUUCAGGCCUACAUCAACUCCCAGUUGACCAAGUCCUACGACUAUCUGCUCCUGGCCACUUACUUCAACUCGUACCAGAAGAACCGCCCCGGCUUCCAGAAGCUGUACCAGGGAUUGUCUGAUCGCUCCUUCGAUGACAGCAUUGCCUUGAUCAAGCAGAUCACCAAGCGCGGUGGAAUCGUGGACUUCAACACUCGCCACGAGAGUCCGGCUUCCGUGCUCACCAAGCGACCCACUCUGGAGGUCGAUGAACUGCACUCCCUGGCUUUGGCUCUGGACAAUGAGAAGCAGCUGGCCGCUGGAGCCACCCACGUUCACACCCGCGCCACCCACCAGGCCCGUGGCGAACACGAUCCAGAGCUGGCCCACUACAUGGAGGAGAACUUCCUGGCCAAGCAGGCUGAUAGCGUGCGCACACUUUCUGGAUAUGCCAACGACCUGGCCAAGUUGAUGAAGGUGUCGGACCCAUCCCUCUCCGUCUACCUGUUCGACGAGUACCUGCAGAAGCAGUAAAGCAGUCGAGGCACUCUCUCUCCUCCUUCAUAUAAAAUAUUCCCUUUCCUUCCUUUCCUAACAAAAUUUGCUCUCAUCAUCCCCGCGGAUCGUUUAUAAAUUAAUUGUUUCCUUGGUUUGUUCACCAAUAAAUCGCAGUGCAGCAGCAGCAUUAUCAAAGCAGCCAAUUGAAUGAUUUACCACAUACACCCCUCCGGAGCUCACCUUGAUUUACCAGCAGCACACCAGAGAUUGUGAUAAUGUUAUCAUAAAUAAGUUAGCAAGUUCGCCCCAGCAAAUGUAUCUUUAGCCAUGUAUGUUACCGCGUGAACAAAUAAACAGACACAACAAAAGUGACUAACUAUCAACUAGGAAAA
Messenger RNA from Drosophila serrata, 1135 nucleotides. It is a transcript of the gene Fer2LCH, whose product is annotated as ferritin 2 light chain. Gene Ontology annotation, biological process: intracellular iron ion homeostasis; iron ion transport. Lineage: Eukaryota; Metazoa; Arthropoda; Insecta; Diptera; Drosophilidae. Gene Ontology annotation, cellular component: cytoplasm. Gene Ontology annotation, molecular function: ferrous iron binding; ferric iron binding. The record is from RefSeq and is a predicted model, not a curated record.